This is a messenger RNA of Ipomoea triloba (trilobed morning glory), 1855 nucleotides long. RefSeq names its product probable pectinesterase/pectinesterase inhibitor 51. Gene Ontology annotation, molecular function: pectinesterase activity; pectinesterase inhibitor activity. The coding region runs from base 159 to 1796 and encodes 545 amino acids. The record is from RefSeq and is a predicted model, not a curated record. NCBI's taxonomy places the organism in Eukaryota, Viridiplantae, Streptophyta, Magnoliopsida, Solanales, Convolvulaceae. The transcript has a single exon. Gene Ontology annotation, biological process: cell wall modification.
UUUUUCUUGGCCCGCUAAUUAAUUAUUUUCCAAAUUUUCAGCAUUACAUUUAAAGAAUAUAUUUAUUAUUUCUAUUCUAUAGUGAGCUAGUGAGCUGAGCGAUGAAGAUUAUUAUAUGAGGGCAGAUUCAGGGGCCAUUCUUUGGUCCACUCAAUUCAAUGGGGUCCAUUUUAUCACUGGCUCUCCUCACAUUGUUCCUCCUCUCCGCCUCCUCUUCCUCCUCGGUCAUUCGCCGCUAUUUACCGGAAGAUUCAGCUACGCCGGCCAACAUUGUUGCUGCUUGCAAUGCCUCACGUGACCCAGCGUUGUGCGAACGCGCAUUGACCCAAUCUGGUCAACUGCCGCCAAACGCAACUGCGCUCCAGAUUCUCCAGUCCGUACUGAAUCUCACUUUCCAGCAUCUGGAUACCGCGGAAUCGCAGGUGAAGGAUAUUCUGGCCGGAUCUACUGGGAAUCUGAACCGGACGCAGGCUGCCAACAAUUCCCUUGAGGCAAUUGGGUAUUCUAGGUAUCGGGUCGGGUUGACGGAUCGGUACGGUCUGGAUGGCGAUAAGAUGAAGGACGGGCGUGCGUGGCUGAGCGCCGGCCUGGCUUUCCAGUACGGCAGCUGGUCCGCCUUUAGCUUGGUGAAUGACACGGCGCAGGUUGUUAAUACUAUGGCGUUUAUCAAUGACACCUUAAUUCCGAUGACCAGCGCCGGGCUGAGCAUGUUAGCGAAUUAUGAUGUGUACGGCGAAAACACCGCUUUGUGGGGCCCGCCCAAGACCGAACGGAACGGGUACUGGGAGCCUGCCGACAAGUCCGGGUUGGAUUUUGAAGGCGGCGUGCCCAAGGGCUUGAACCCGAACGUGACGGUUUGCAACGGCGGCGGAUGCGACUACAAGACGGUGCAGGAGGCGGUUGAUGCGGCGCCGGACUCUAAACCAACGGAGCGGUUCGUGAUUUGGAUCAAAGCAGGAGUAUACAAUGAAACGGUUAGGGUACCGUUGUACAAGUUUAACGUGGUUUUCUUAGGAGACGGGAUUGGGAAAACCGUGAUUACGGGGUCUCUAAAAGUGGGUCAACCUUUGAUGACAACCUACGAAUCCGCGACGGUUGGAGUAUUGGGAGAUGGAUUCAUGGCAAGCAAUCUUACAUUCGAGAACACGGGAACUGGUUCUCAGGCAGUGGCCUUCCGAUCCGACAGCGACCACACCGUGGUAGAAACCUGCGAAUUCAGAGGGAACCAAGACACUCUGUACGCCAAAUCCAUGCGCCAAUACUACAAAUCCUGCCGCAUCCAAGGAAACGUAGACUUCAUCUUCGGGAACGCCGCCGCCUUCUUCAAGGACUCAGAAAUCCUGGUCGUGCCCAGAGCAGUGGACCCAGAGAAAGGCGAGAACAACGCCGUCACGGCCCACGGGAGGAUCGACCCUGCGCAGACUACAGGAUUCGUGUUCCACAAUUGCACCGUCAAUGGCACCCAGGAGUACCUCAAACUGUACUAUAAAAAUCCCAAGGUGCACAAGAACUUCCUUGGGAGGCCAUGGAAGGAGUAUUCGAGGACAGUUUUUAUAGGGUCAAGGUUUGAGGUUAUAGUUUCCAAGGAAGGAUGGCUUCCGUGGAAAGAUGAUUUUGCACUGAAUACCCUUUAUUACGGGGAAUUGGAAAAUACGGGAGGCGGGGGAAGCACAGCUGGGCGUGUGAAUUGGAGCAGCAUUAUUCCGGUAGAGCAUGUAAACUCAUAUUCGGUUCAUAAUUUUAUCCAAGGUGAUGGUGAUGGUGAUGGAUGGAUUCCUCCUCCUAAAUCUAGCUAGUCCAUUAACCCAAACACCAAAAUGGGGGUUUUAAUAAAAACAAGAAUAUUGUUUUUAAA